AGCGUGAUGAAUGAAUCAAAUUUGUUCCAUGAGCUUUGCAAACCAACUAUGAAGUAUAAUGCGCUUAUUCUUCACUUUUCUAUUUCAAGUAUAACGCACUUGUUCUUUUUCAUGAGUGUUCUAAAAGAAGCAGGUGACAUAAAAGAGUAUAGGUACUUUGGAGAAGAACUCAUUUGUGAUGUUCAAAUCAAGGAGAAUCCACCGGAUAUACACAACCGAUCUCCAAAGCAACGAACUCAAGGUGUUAGGGCAGUCUUGAAGCGUUUUAAAAGAAAUGAAACGAGAGAAGAAGAUAAACGGUUCAAGCCACCCAAUCAGUUGAAACACCAAGACGUCUAUAGUUUCAUUUUCUUACAAGAAGAACCCUCAGAUCCAAUGAUGAUGAUAACAAGCUCUAAACAUGACAACAACCAUAUUCAGGUGUUGGAGACAUUGCAGAUAAUUCGGAUUUGAGGUCAAAUCCUUUUCAAGUGGGAGAGGAUGAUGAGAUCAUGGCCAGUUCACUUGAACCACACGAAGAACAGCUUGUACCGGAGGAAGCAUUGAUCGUCCCGGCGGGUCCUCUAACAAGAUCAAGAGCCAAGAAGUUCAACCAAGCCAUCAAUGGAUUACUUAAGGAGCUAAACAAGAAUCAAGAAGACGUCGUUCAAUCCUCACUCAUAGUGAUCACGGCUCAAGAGGAUCGGU
Capsella rubella is the source of this 687-nucleotide messenger RNA. RefSeq lists its product as uncharacterized. The transcript is spliced from 2 exons. The coding region runs from base 7 to 453 and encodes 148 amino acids. The record is from RefSeq and is a predicted model, not a curated record. Lineage: Eukaryota; Viridiplantae; Streptophyta; Magnoliopsida; Brassicales; Brassicaceae.